GUUAGUCCGACUCCCGAAGGCUUCCUCGCUUUCUCGAGGCACCUCGAUUCGUCCGCUUCGUCGCAGCGCGCGCCGGAGGUGAGGUGGUUCGUCGACCGUCUGAGCUGGUGCGGAUUCGCGUGCCUAUCUUCUGCCGCGUUGCCGUCUCACGUUUCCGCGUGGCUGUGUCGCCAUCAUGUCGCGCGCCGUCGCCAGACAUUCCAGGCUCCUGGCCAAUGCGCUCGUGCCAGCUGGCGCGAGAGGUGUGGCCGUCGCGGGAGGCGCUAGAGCAGGGGUGGACGCCCCUCGCCCCCUCGCCACUAUCGCCACAACCCACACUGCCGCCCCUGUCGCCGCCACCACCUCCCCUUCCGCCCCUGCUGGUGGGUUGCUCCCCCCCGCCUCUGUCACCUCCGCUACUCUCACACCCAACACAAGUUUCGGCCCAUCCCUCGCUGCUGGCACCCCCCCCAUGCAUGCUGCCACCGCUUGCCGCCCGUUCCACGCCGCCGCCCUCAACAUGCACAAGGUGGUGAGCCCCGCCGCGCGGCUGCUGCUUGCGGGCAGCGGUGUUGACCCGCAGAGCGUGCAGGGCAGCGGGCCCAAGGGGGUGGUCACCAAGGGGGACGCCCUCGCCGCCAUCGCCGCUGCUGCUCGUAGCGCUGCUGCUGCCGCCGCUGCUGCCAGUGCAAGGAGCAUUGCCACCACUGCUGCUGCUCCUGCUGUCUCGGCUUCUGCUGCAGCGGCUCCCGUUGCCGCCCCUGCUCCUGCUCCCCCGCCUUCCCCCGCUGCUGCAGUUGCGCCCACGGCUGCUCCCGUCCCCCCCUCUGCUCCUGCCCCUCCCCCCGCGCCUGCAGCGGCAGCAGCGCCCGCGCUGGGAGGAGCGGCAGGGGCGUUCGUUGACAUCCCCACCACGCAGAUCCGCCGGAUCAUCGCGCAGCGGCUGAUGGAGUCCAAGUGGGGGUCGCCGCACUUAUAUGCGGAGUCAGACGCGGACAUCGACGCCACGCUGCAGCUGCGCAAGGAGCUCAAAGACAAGUGGCAGGUGGCGGUGUCGGUGAACGACUUUGUGAUCAAGGCAGUGGCCAUGGCGCUCAGUGAAGUCACCGAGGCCAACGUGCAUUGGGACGCCAAGAGGGCGCAGCUGGUGAGCAACUCCAGCAUCGACAUCUCCAUCGCCGUCGCCACUGACAAGGGUCUCAUCACCCCCAUUCUCAAGGAUGCGGACAAAAAGUCCCUCGGAGCUAUCUCCAAAGAGGUGAAGCAGCUGGCGGAGAGGGCGAGGGCGGGCAGGCUGCAGCCGCACGAGUUCCAAGGGGGCACCUUCAGCAUCUCGAAUCUGGGCAUGUUCGCCAUCGACCGCUUCUCCGCCAUCAUCAACCCACCUCAGUCCGGCAUUCUGGCGGUGGGCCGCGGCGAGAAGGUGCUGCGCCUGCCCUCCGAGUCCUCUGCAGACGGCCUGCAGCUGCAGCCGGCGACCAAGAUGGAGGUCACUCUCUCAGCUGAUGCGCGCGCCAUCGAUGCCAACACUGCAGGCAAGCUACUUUCUGCAAUUUCGGCAAACCUUUCAGAUCCUCGACGUCUGCUCAUUUAGACUAGCUGCACUACGGAACGUGUUGUUUACAUGUAUGGUGGUUCCUGUUAUUGUUAAUCCCAAAAUAUGUGGUAAAUAAAAGUAGGAGAAAAUAAGAGAAUCCCCUGUUACAGUUGCUCUAAUCAUUAGGUAACUUUGUACAGUAUCU
Molecule: messenger RNA, 1721 nt
Organism: Closterium sp. NIES-67
Lineage: Eukaryota; Viridiplantae; Streptophyta; Zygnematophyceae; Desmidiales; Closteriaceae
Source: the annotation of a GenBank genome assembly